UCAGAAAUCGAUGAUCCCGAAACAGUGCCACGCCUCUACCAAGGUGACAUCGCUAUUGAUCCUUAUACCUACAUAUCACUUAGGCUUGGCGUUAAUCCAAUGAAGCAUCCAAAACGUUUGUGGCCAAACGCCACUAUUCCCUUCGAAAUCAGCCAUUUGUAUACCAACAAUGAACGGAUGGCCAUAGAACGUGCCUUGAAUACAUUUAAUGCUUUAACCUGUAUUAAUUUUAAACCCUUUGACGGCGAGGAAGAAGAUUACGUACUAAUUACACCGCCGGUGGAUGACGCGCCCGCCGGUUGCUGGUCGUUUGUGGGUAAACGUGGUGGAGAGCAGGUAGUGUCAUUACAACAACCGGAUGAUAAAAGCGCACAUUGCUUCAACAGCGAAGGGCGGAUUAUGCACGAGCUUAUGCAUGCUAUUGGAAUUUAUCACGAGCAAUCUCGAGCUGAUCGAGAUAAUUUUGUAAAAAUACACUGGGAAAAUAUCGUACCGAAAUAUCGUAAAAAUUUUAAAUUGAUUUCAAAAAAGAAAGGCAAACAUGCUUUCGAUUAUGAUUAUAAUUCUGUAAUGCAUUACGGCGAGUACUACUUUAGCAAAAAGAAGGGAGAGAAGCCCACUAUGACACCGUUACAGCCGGGUGUACGCAUAGGCCAGCGGAAGACCAUUAGCAAAACGGAUUGUCUAAAGAUCAACGAUUUGUAUGGUUGCCUGAAUGGCAGACAUGCGAGGAUGUAUAAAAGUUUCUGCAAUUUGUUGGGACUUUAA
Messenger RNA from Rhagoletis zephyria (snowberry fruit fly), 768 nucleotides. RefSeq names its product zinc metalloproteinase nas-4. The record is from RefSeq and is a predicted model, not a curated record. Gene Ontology annotation, molecular function: metalloendopeptidase activity; zinc ion binding. Gene Ontology annotation, biological process: proteolysis. Lineage: Eukaryota; Metazoa; Arthropoda; Insecta; Diptera; Tephritidae.